AUCUCCAUUCUCUCAUCAUCAAUAUAGUCCAUAUAUAUGUAUAUGUCGUCGGCUAGCUAGCUCAUUACGACUCAAAUCCAAAAGACACAUCUCGUACACAAGAUUCCAAAACGAACCAACUAUAAAGCUCAUUGAGUCUUGCUCUUUUUUUCUUUGCCAUAGAUACAAAGCUUUCUGGGUUUGUCUUAAAAUGGCAUUUCCGGUUAGGUUUCUUGUUACAGUUUUCUUCUCUUUCUCCUUCUUCUUCUUCUUCUUGUUUAAUCCAUCAGAAUCUGCAACUACUAGUUUUAGGCCAAGAAAACUUGUUUUACCAGUACUUAAAGACAGUACAACUGGUCUUUACACGACAGCACUACACAAGAGAACUCCAUUAAUAGAAGUUGCGCUUGUGGUAGACUUAGAUAGCAACUUCUUGUGGGUUUCUUGCGAGAAAAACUACUUGUCAUCAACCUACCGGGCUCCUUUUUGUCACUCAACUCAGUGCUCAAGAGCUAACAGUCAUUUCUGCCGCACAUGCUCCACCUCCAAGCCUGGACCAGGUUGCCAUAAUAACACAUGUGGGCUUAUGUCUGUAAAUCCAGUCACACGACAGAUUGCCACGAGCGAGCUUGCACAAGAUGUGCUCACGCUUCAAUCAAUUCAAGGCUCCAAUCUUGGUCCCAUGGUGACUGUACCUCAGUUUCUUUUUGCUUGUGCACCAUCUCAAUUGUUAAGACGAGGGUUACCCAGUUAUGUCCAAGGUGUGGUUGGUUUAGGACAUGCCCCAAUUGCUCCCCCGAUCCAAUUAGCUUCCCACUUUGGAUUUCCACCAAGAUUUUCCCUCUGCCUUUCUUCAACCUCUAGCACUGGUGCCAUUUUCUUUGGUGAAGGACCUUUAAUCUUGAAACCCGGUAUUGAUGUCUCGCAAUCUUUAACCUACACUCCAUUAAUAAUCAACCCACAAGGAGAAUAUCACAUUCAAGUAACUUCAAUCAAAGUAAACAAUGAGCAUGUCCCAGUGAACAACACUUCCUUGUUAACCAUGGACAAAAAUGGGUAUGGAGGAACAAAAAUGAGCACGACUGAACCUUACACAGUUCUCCAUCACUCCAUUUAUGAACCCUUCAUUCAAACUUUUACAAAACAGCUCUCUGGUAUCCCUCGAGUCAAGAAUGUACAACCUUUUACAGUUUGCUAUGAUUCCAGAAAACUUUCAAGUACCGAACUUAGAUCACCGAAUGUCCCUAACAUAGAUAUUGUUCUGCAUCAGCCAAAUGUGUAUUGGAGAAUUACUGGUGCAAACUCCAUGAAAGAAGUUAAACCAGGGGUGAUGUGCUUGAGUUUUGUAGAUGGAGGGUUGCAAGCUACGAAAGCCAUUAUCAUUGGGGCUCAUCAGAUGGAGGACAAUCUAGUGCAAUUCGAGCUGGUUAAGUCAAGACUUGGGUUUAGUUCUUCGUUACUUCUUCGAAGAACUAGUUGUUCUAAUUUCAACUUCAGUGUUUCUGCAACUACUCCAUAG
Messenger RNA from Carica papaya (papaya), 1498 nucleotides. RefSeq names its product gamma conglutin 1-like. Gene Ontology annotation, biological process: proteolysis. Gene Ontology annotation, molecular function: aspartic-type endopeptidase activity. NCBI's taxonomy places the organism in Eukaryota, Viridiplantae, Streptophyta, Magnoliopsida, Brassicales, Caricaceae. The record is from RefSeq and is a predicted model, not a curated record.